Drosophila grimshawi is the source of this 992-nucleotide messenger RNA. RefSeq lists its product as uncharacterized. The transcript has a single exon. Lineage: Eukaryota; Metazoa; Arthropoda; Insecta; Diptera; Drosophilidae. The record is from RefSeq and is a predicted model, not a curated record. Bases 26 to 799 code for a protein of 257 amino acids.
AAAUUCUCUGUUCUUUUGGGGAAAAAUGCUUACGAAUACAACGCAGAAGUCCAGUAAAACAUCGAUUAAGGAGAAUGCUAUUCAGCCUAGUGAUAACAAUGAGGAGCCCAAACGAAUCGAAUCGCUUGUUAAGAUCAGUAGCUCUUCAAAACAAUCAAGUAGUACCUCACCAUGCCAAAACAAUUCGGAAGUGACAGAAGUGGAACGCAUUGUGAAGAAGACGCUGCAACAGCUGCAAGGAGUCUGUCAAUUUGAGGAUUUGGAAUCACUGGCUAACAUAUUGGUGCCGAAGGUACUCUUCAGCAUGCACAGCUUUGAAAGGUUAAGUGAGGAGGUGAAAGCCAUGAAGCAGUCAUUCGACUGCUAUGUGCAUCACACCAAGGUGCUGGGCGAGGAUAUUGCUGAAAUCUUUUUGGAUCUGCACAAUAUCUACUCGAAGCUGGACAAGUUGGAUAAACAGCACAUGCAACAACAACGCGAUACAACAUUUACCAAGCGGGUGCGUGCAGCUCAGGAAUUUCUUAGGUCUACCAGGCACUAUAUCGUGAAUGACAAUGGAACAACCAAUUCGCUGACAACUGCGAACCAAACGCCAGAUACUGAGCUAGAAGGAGAUGGAGAAUGCAAGGUACUCUCACAUAGUGAGACAAAAAGCGCCGAGAGAAAAGCAUUUCUCGCCAAUAUGGUAGUGGCAAAAAAAUCGGAUUUCUCGCUCAAGCUCAAUCGCAACAAGAACUUUUAUUCAGAGGCAGAAAGAUUAUUAAAUAUCGAAAAUAGCGACAAGGAAGACAAAAAUUGACGAAUCUUAUGCAUACCACUUUGAAUUUGGUAAGAGAACGCGAGCAACAAAGAGAGAUGGAGAAAUGGAGAAAGGGAGAGAUGGUGCCUCUGUUUCUCGAGAGCUGUGCGCACAACACAAAAGUGCAAAUUGCUGUGGUAAACCACUUGAAAAAAAUACAAAUAAAACCACAAAAAAAUACUUGACUGUAAAA